AUGUCGAAGGGUGCAGGAUCAUCAGGAGCGCAGCAAAACAAUGGCAUAUUCCACUAUCCGCAGCUAACACACACGAACUACAUCCGUUGGGUGAUUCGUGUACAGGCUAUGAUGGAGGACCAAGGAGUGGCAAAUAAGAAGACGGCGAAGGAAGUGUGGGAUUGUCUCAAGACGUGGUUCGUCGGCGCAGACCGAGUGAAGAAUGCACGAUUGCAGACAUUGAAGAGUGAGUUUGAUAGGAUGCAUAUGAACGAUAGUGAGUCGCUCGAUCAAUAUGCUGGUCGACUCACAUCCAUAUCAGUCAGGUACUCAAGCCUUGGAGAAACACUAAAUGAUAUUGCGAUAGUAAAGAAGCUCUUCGACACCGUGCCAGAAAAGUUUAUCAGUGUAGUAGCCGGUAUCGAGCAGUUUUACAACCUCGAAACGUUAACAUUUGAGGAAGCUGUUGGAAGGCUGAAGGUCUUCGAAGAGCGUACGCGCAAGAAAAACACAAACUUUGGAGGAAACGAAGGACAAUGGGACCGUGGUCAAGGAGGUAGAACCCGAGGUAGAGGCCAAGGGAGAGGAGGCCGAGGAGCACCAUCUCGGAAAGACAAAGAAGGUGGUUCAGGUGGUCGAGGAGCUCCUCGAGACAAGAGUCACAUUCGUUGUUUUAAUUGCAACGAGAUGGGAAAUUACUCAACACAAUGUCGAGCAAAGAAGAACGAGGUAUCACACCUUACCCACGCAGACAACGUCGAACCAGCAUUACUUAUGGCAAUCUUGGAGGAGAUUCCUCCAAUCAAUGUUGUCAUGCUGAAUGAAAUGAAGCUGACUCCAUAA
Molecule: messenger RNA, 822 nt
Organism: Impatiens glandulifera
Lineage: Eukaryota; Viridiplantae; Streptophyta; Magnoliopsida; Ericales; Balsaminaceae
Exons: 3
Coding region: 1-822 (273 amino acids)
Molecular function (GO): zinc ion binding; nucleic acid binding
Source: RefSeq, a predicted model, not a curated record